GGCGUUUCUCCGCGCGCUCGGCUGGCGACCAUGGCGGGGCUCCGUUGCGCGCUGCUCUCCCUGCUCGCCGCCGCCGCCGCUGCCGUGUGGCCGCAGCCGCAGUCGCUGCUCCAGGCUGCCCAGGGCGGCUGCCGCCUCCGAGCCGGGAGCUUCCGCUUCGGCUAUGCCGACUCGUCGGCCGUGGGGCCCGGCUGCUCGGUGCUGGACGAGGCGUUCCGACGUUACUGGGCGCUGCUUUUCCUUCCCGGACUCGAAGACGCAGGUCAGGCGGGGUUGGGGGGCUAAGGGUGAUUUUCAAGGAGAAGCACCGCUCUUCUUUCGUAUCUGCACGCUUUGCCAUCCCGGACGGGGCUUGCGGGAUUUGAUUGCCGAGGGGAACUCUGUGCAUGCCCAGAGGCACACCGCUUCCUCCCUUCCAAGCUGGGGAACUGAAAGCUCCGAGCGUGGCCGAGUCUGACCCCUGUUUGUAGAAAGCAUUGCAUCCAGCAGUUUUAUUUCAGUUUUAAAACUGUGAAAAUUAUGCAAAGUAUUUCAUUUGUACUCAUUCUGAUAAACUAAAUAUUAUGGUAGGAGGUGCCGCUGCUGUUUGGGAUGUGUGUAUGUGUAGGGGAAAAAAGAGUAUCAACACAGUCAUGUGCAUUAUUUUAAAAUGUACCCCUACACUAAUAAUGCUGUUGUCCAAAAUAAUGCAAGUCAUGUUUAUUUAGUUGCAUUUCUAAGACUUUUUAUCUGGCCCCCAGAACCCUCUGUAGGCCACGCCCCUUCACAGUCCCUACUUUGCACCCUCCAUGCAUUGUUGUUGCUGUUGUCUGACUCAAAUGAGUCCUUGAAUUCUGGUUGUACCUCUUGCAAUAAAUUGUGGGGGGUGUGGUGUGUAGCAACUAGCCUAGUAUACAAAGGUCAAUUUUAUAUUUCUUGCUCUUCCCGCGUUAGCCUCUGGCCCAGCUAGAAUGUGGUUCAUUAUUUGCCUUCUGAACAACAACUUCAGGGCAAUGUACCCCAAAGAUAAUGCAAAACAGUUAAAAGCACAAAAACAGCAAAGGUGUUUCAAAUAGAAGUAGAGCCAUACAAAGCAGACAUUCGUGGUAAAGACCCAUGCAGUUGGGGAAACUUGUUGGAACAAAAAUACCUCCAGUUGUUUCUGGAAUGUAUGUAGGUAGUAGUGGACACCUGUCAUAUCAUUUGACAAUGACACCUGCCAGAAGAUCUCAGGAUGUUUGAACGAGCAGCAUCAAACACCACGGACAGGAGGUUUCUUUUAUUUCAGAUAAUAAAUUGCGUGGACAAGCAAAAGAAAAAUGUGAAUUAAAAACUCAUAAAUCUAUGCCUAAGACACAUACUCUUUACUAUUGCAAUUCAAUUUUAUAUUGUAUCAUCAUCAAUACAAUUUUGAUACAAUGGUCACCAUAUUCUCAGCCCUAACAAUAAUUUUCAUAAUAUUAUAGGGGGAGGGGGGAAAUAAGUGUAAUCGUUGCCCAAAUUCAUUGACAGGUGUUUCCUGUGCUAGCAGAGACAAUGAUUUAUCUGUGAUCUUUCAUUCGUUCUUUCUUGCUUGCUUCAAUUGUGUUUCGCAGGGAACGCCCACUCUGAGGACCCCUGUAAUGAGCUUCUUGUGAGUGUCACUGAGCCAGGGUGUGAUGGCUACCCUUCGCUGGACUCCUCAGAGAGCUGUAAGAGAACCAAGUGUCUUAGCACCACCUCCAGAGCUGUGUGGGCUACUGUGUUUGGGCAACUGUGCUCGAGAGCUGCUUCAGUGCAGGUAUUGGUGGCGCUGUGGUCUAAACCACUGAGCCUCUUGCGCUUGCCGAUCAGAAGGUCGGCGGUUCAAAUCCACACGAUGGGAUGAGCUUAAGUUGUUCUGUCCCAGCUCCUGUCAACCUAGCAAUUUGAAAGCACGCCAGUGCAAGUUGAUGAAUAAGUAUCAUUGUGGUGUGAAGGUAAACAGCGUUUCCGUGCUCUCUGAUUUCCAUCAUGGUGUUCCGUUCCACCAGGAGCAGUUUAGUCCUGCUGGCCACAUGACUCGGAAAGCUGUCUGUUGACAAACGCUGGCUCUCUCAGCCUGAAAGCGAGAUGAGUGCCGCAACCCCAUAGUCGCCUUUGACUGUACUUAGCCAUUCAGGGGUCCUUUACCUUUACCUUUUGCAGCAGACAUCACUCACUGAAUGCUGAAUUAGGGUACGUUUGUUUAUUUCAGAGACUGCCCUAUGUACUUUAGGAAGAAUAAGAGCAGGGGAGGUCAAACGGAGACCCUCCAGAUAUGAUUGAACUUUUCAUCUCCUCAUCGCUGACCUCUGGCCAUGCGGGUUGGGGUGAAUAGGAGCUGAAGUGCCAGACACCUCAAGGGCACCAGGUUGGGGAAGACUGGCCAAAUUGAUGGGAGUGAAUUUUUGUUGCUGCUGCUGCUGAACAUUUGGGAGUCAGGAACCCUUUCUAGGCUGCUGAUAAUCACAGUAUAGAUCCCUUAUUUGCCUUCUGCUGACCCCUGCUAUAAACCUAGAAGAACAGACUUGUUAUCUAUCCGAGGUUCCCUAUAUACAGUCAUACCUCGGGUUACAGCUUCUUCAGGUUGCGUUUUUUCGGGUUGCUGACCACCGAAAUCCGGAAGUACCGGAACGGGUUACUUCCGGGUUUUGGCGGUCGCACAUGUGCGCAGACGUGGGCUGCGAAUGCUGCGGGUUGCGAACAUGCAUCUCACACAGAUCACGUUCGCAGCCCGAGCGUCCACUGUACUGGCGUAAUUCUGAGAGAGGCUACAUUUUAAGAAGUCCUAACAACUCUUUUGUUUGAUGCUCUUUCAGAUAAGCUGACCGUUUCGGAUGCGCAGAUGCUUCUGACAGCACAAACUGUAUGGGGAGCGCUCAGGGGUAAGGGUCUGUGUAAGCAGAAGGUCCAUAGCUCAGUAGCUGAGCAUCUGCUUUGCAUGCUUCAGGGCACAGGUUCAAUCCCUGGCCUCUGCAGGUAGAGAGAGACUCCCUGCUUGAAAUCCUGGAGAGCCACUCCCAGCUGGCUGAGCUCAAUGGGCAAAUGGGUUGACGCAGUAGAAGACAACUUUCUACGCUCCCAUAUUUUGUUUUUAAACCAUGUACAUUUAAGUUGAUCUUGCCUUGUUCCACAGGGCUGGAGACCUUCAGCCAACUCGCCUGGAGAGACGAUGAUGGGGUGGUGAGUGUAUAUGGAUCUUCCGUGGUUGGUGAUGUUGAUGCAUCUGAUUGGCCACUGUGAAAACAUGAUGGGCCGUUGGCCUGAUCCUGCAGGCUCUCCUUUCACUGCACUGGAAUCACAGAACAUCUGAAUUACAGCCCAUGGGAUAUCCUUCCCCACCUCUACCCACAAUGAGGCUCAGCAGGGCCAGCUGAAAAAACGGCUGCAGAGGCUAAGUUCAAGAAUGUCCAGUUCCUGAGUCAAAUGGGUUGCAUUUCACUCCCACCAUGCCCUCUGCCAGCUGUCAUCCUUUCCCUCAGGCAAGGGAUUUGAGAUGACGGGGCAGAGGAAGUAGCUGCUAACUUCUGCUUUUGGGGUGUUUGAUUGGAAUAAUCCAGCAAAUACCAUUUAUUUUCAGGGCAUGCCCGUCAGACUUGCAAACCUGGAGCAGCUGCCCCAUACCAGGCAGAAGACCCAUGCUCAGAUGUGAUGAGAGAUGUGAACCAACAACAUUGGGUGGGGGUGGAAGGAAGCAUCAGGUUUGGGGAAGGCUGCGGUAGUAAAAACUGGCCUGGGCCCUGGGGAUGCUCUUUGCCAUCGAAGGGUUUUGGAGACUCUCCUGACUGUCGUUCAUCUCCUCCCCUGCACAGUUCCGCAUAAACAAGACAGAUGUAGUUGACUUUCCCCGCUUUCCUCACCGAGGUCUGCUGCUUGAUACGUCACGCCAUUACUUGCCUUUGAGAGCAAUUCUGGAGACACUGGUAUGUGAAUUUGGCUUGGGGCAACAAGUGUUGCUAGUCUUUCUGGAAAACUCACGAGUCUGGUUCAGAUGAUCAUCCGAAUCAGAAGUGUAGAAACUGUGGUCCUCCAGAUUUUUCUGCUCUAUUGCUGACAUUUAUUAGUAAUAAUCAGAGAACCCCUUUUGGCCUUUUUUUUUAUGUAAAAAGGAAAAUGAAUUAACCUGUUUGAGUUGGAAGAUUGGGAAAAUUCUAGAGGGAUGAUGCGAAUUGUAGUCCCAACACCCAAGCUAGAGAAACACUGCUAUAGAACCUAACAAAAGUUACUGUAUUUUUCGCUCUAUUGGACGCACCGGACCACAAGACGCACCUAGUUUUUAGAGGGGGAAAUCAAGGGAAAAAAUAUUAUUUCCGCCCCCAGCCCCAAAGAGCAACGGACAGGCUGCGUGCAGCCUGUCCACUACUCCCAGAGCUUCUUGGGGCUGUGGGGGAAGCCCGGGUUUCCCCCCCAGCCCCAAAGAGCAAAGAAACCAAGACAGCGAGAGGGAUCCAUCCCGCUGGGUGUCUUGGCUUCUGCCAUAGCUGCGCAACCUCUCCAUCCGGGAGCUAAACCUCUCCAGCGCGGCUAAAGAAGAAGCCAAGGCAGCGAGCACAAUCCAUCCCGCUCGCUGCCUUGGCUUCCUCUUUAGCCUUGCGCAGCGGGAUGGAUCGUGCCCGCUGUCCACCGGGGCUGGACUAGAUGACUCCUGGGGUUCCCUUCCAACCCUGCAAUUCUAUGACCUCGGAAGGUGUUGGGGGUCUCCACCACUGGAGGCUUUUAAGCAGCGGUUGGGGGACCAUCUGCCUGGCGCUUUAGCUGUGAUUCCUACAUUGUGAGGGGGCUGGGCUAGAUGACCCUCGGGUGGCCCUCCCAACUCUAUACAGUCCUACAAUUCUGCAGCAGAAGAUCUACAGCCACUUCAUGCAAUGCCCACUCCCAAUUUUCAUCGGAGAGACAUGUGGCUUCAGUGUCUAGGUAGGUACCCCCCUACCUGCCACUCUUCCCCCACCCCACUUAAGCCGAGGGAAUUCCUGCCCAGAGAAGCUCCCAGGUGAGGCAAGGGUUAAGAUCUACCUCUGGUAAAUGGCUUUCUAUCCCCCCUCUUUCCCUUUUCUCUUCUUCUAUGCUAUUUCCUUCUUUUGUGUUUAGUUUAAUCUGUUUUUAUUGUAUACUAAAAUAAAAGCUGCAAAGUUUCCUUUUUUAUAAUAUCCCCCCCUCCAAACUAAAAGUUAAUCUAGAUAAAAACACUGAUCCAGAGGAAAAGAAGGGGGUGGAGAAAGGAGGAAAAAAGAAAAAGAGGUAGAGAUAGAGAGAUUUUUUUUAAGUUGGCUUCUUUAGCCUUGCGCAGCCUCCCGCGGCUGGAGAGGCUGCGCAAGGCUAAAGAGGAAGCCAAGGAAGCGAGCGGGAUGGAUCGCGCUCGCUGCCUUGGCUUCCUCUUUAGCCUUGCACAGCCUCCCCCGGCUGGAAAGGUUGCGCAAGGCUUUUUUACAAGGAGGGAGAAGGGACUGACUGGCCGUGUCAGUCCCUUCUCCCUCCUGGGGAAAAGCCCACAAGAGCUGCGCGAAACUUGUGUGCAGCUCUUGGGGGCUUUUGCUGCCUGCCUCCCCCCUGCAUUCGCUCCAUAGGACGCACAGACUUUCCCCCUUAGUUUUUAAGACGGAAAAAGAGCGUCCUAUGGAGCGAAAAAUACGGUACUCCUGAAACGGGAUGAUCUCUGCAGGGCUAAUAUAGUGCAACAGGGUCCUGCAAUUCCGCAGUAAUCCCAGUUUUAGCCUGAAGAAUGAGAAGGGGUUAAAACUGGGAGGAAAUGCACGUGGACUGGAAUGACCCCAUCAGGGCAGGAAGUGGAUCUGCUUUAAAAAACAGUGCAGAACCCUGCUAUCUCUCUUUAGAAAUCUGCUUCUGACUGCUGUGCCUAUGGACUCCACUCUCGCCCACAGGCACUGUUGCAUUUAUACAUGUUGUGUCUGGCAGCAGAUUGUCUUGUAACGUAGCGCUCAGCGCCAGAGGAAAGGUUCUAGGAUGUUCCUUUUCUGCAAUGUUUAAUUGCAUCCAGGGGUUUAUAUAUGGCAUAAAACGUAAAAAGGAAGGGAGGGAGUAUUAACAAACGAAACAGAACCCCCGAGAAAGCCUGGGCAAAGUAAAGCAUUUUUGCUUGGUCCUGGAAAGAAAAUGCAGGCUUCGCCAGGCAAACCUGCCUGCGAAGGGAAUUCCAGUGGCAGGGGCCACAACUGAAAAGGCUCUGGCUUUAGCUGCCUGCUUUGCUUUGGAAGACUUGUGGGACUGGAUAAAGCAUAAGGUGGAGCCUCUGAAGUCCCUCUGAAUAGUCUUAGUAAUUGUAAUUUAUAUAUUAAUGGGGGUUGUGGGUGGCGCUGUGGGUUAAACGACAGAGCCUAGGACUUGCCGAUCAGAAGGUUGGCGGUUCGAAUCCCCACGACGGGGUGAGCUCCCGUUGCUCGGUCCCUGCUCCUGCCAACCUAACAGUUCAAAAGCACGUCAAAGUGCAAGUAGAUAAAUAGGUACCGCUUCGGCGGGAAGGUAAACGGCAUUUCUGUGUGCUGCUCUGGCUCGCCAGAAGUGGCUUAGUCAUGCUGGCCACAUGACCCGGAAGCCAAUAAAGCGAGAUGAGCGCCGCGACCCCAGAGUUGGCCACGACUGGACCUAAUGGUCAGGGGUCCCUUUACCUUUACCUUUUAUAUAUGAAUGUAGACCAUGUUGGAGUAGAAAGGUGAUUUCAGGCAUGGUUUAGUGCAGGGAUGGGGAACCUGUCACCUUCCAGAUUUCACUGAACUCCCAGCUCCCGUUGGUCCUUGCCAGCAUGCCCUUUGGUCAGGGAUGAUGGGUACUUCUGUCCAACACCUUCCAGAGGGCUCCAGGUUCUCCCCAUCCCUAGAUUUGUGGGUGGGGAAGACGUCCAGUGACAAACAGCACCCAGGGUACAUCUCACUUCUGGGACCCCACAUGAGCUCUGCAGGGCUGCUUGUUGAGAAAGCCAGCCAGCAUCUGUUGCUAAUCAAUCUCUCAGGACUGUGUGUGCUGCUCUCCAAUUCCCUAGGAUGCCAUGGCCUAUAACAAAUUCAACGUGUUCCACUGGCACAUUGUGGACGACCCAUCCUUUCCGUACGAGAGCGUGACAUUCCCAGAUCUCAGCCAAAAGGUAAGUCAGCACAAGGAGUUUACCAAAGAAUCCCUUAAGGGGAUUGGCAAGGGACUUAUACAUGACCUCCCUUCUCACCCCUGCUUUUGUUUAGGAAAUUCUUGGGAAUACAGUGUUUGUGUUGAAACCUAAUGCUUAUGCCCUUCUGGAAAACUGCAGCGUUGCGUCCAUCUGAAGUAUACAGUGGUACCUCGGGUUACAUACGCUUCAGGUUACAGACUCCGAUAACCCAGAAAUAUUACCUCAGGUUAAGAACUUUGCUUCAGGGUGAGAACAGAAAUCGGGCUCCGGCGGUGCGGUGGCAGCAGGAGGCCCCAUUAGCUAAAGUGGUGCUUCAGGUUAAGAACAGUUUCAGGUUAAGAAUGGACCUCCGGAGCGAAUUAAGUACUUAACCUCAGGUAUCUGGCCAAGGAUCGGCUUGGUCAAGCAUGUGUUGAGUGUCCAUAUCUUAGCAGGAGACCCAUGGAUGAGCUCCCUGGACCUGCUCCUCCUCUUAUAGAAGCAUGGGAUCAUAGAUGGAAGGAACCCUGAGGGUCAUGUAGUUCCAACAAUCUGCAGUGCAGGAAUCUCAUCCAAAGCAUCCAUGACAGAUGGCCAUCCAAACUCUGCUUAAAAACCUCUAAUGAAGGAGAGUCCACAACCUCCCGAGAGAGAGCGUUCCACUGUCAAACAGCUCUUACUGUCACCCCAUUGAAACAGGCUUGUCCACCUGCCUUUUACCUGGACCUACUAAAUCAUGGUGGCAAUCAGGAGAAGUGGUAGAUGCCACUGCCUCCUUGCUUACUGGCUCUCUGCCUGACAAGUAAAGCAAGUGGUAGACAAAAUCUAAAGAUGAAGGACCCCUGGACAGUUAAGUCCAGUCAAAGGCAACUAUGGGGUGUGGCGCUCAUCUCGCUUUGGGCCGAGAGAGCCGGCGCUUGUCCACAGACAGCUUUCUGGGCCAUGUGGCCAGCAUGACUCAACCGCUUCUGGCACAACAGAACACCAUGAUGGAAACCAGAGCGCAUGGAAUGCCGUUUACUUUCCUGCCGGAGCAGUACCUAUUUAUCUACUUGCACUUUGAUGUGCUUUCAAACUGCUAGGUUGGCAGGAGCUCGGAGAGAGCAACAGGAGCUCACCCUGUCCCGGGGAUUUGAACCGCCAACCUUCCGAUCAGCAAGCCCAAGAGGCUCAGUGGUUUAUACCACAGCACCACCGGCAUCCCUUUUUUAAAAGUACCAUAUUUUUCGCCCCAUAGGGCGCACCGGCCCAUAGGGCGCACCUAGUUUAUUGGGGGGGAAAUAAAGAAAAAAAAAAUUAUUCCCCCCCCCCCGGCGCAGGGAUGGGGCGGGGGAAGCCCGAGCUUCCCCAGCCCCCAGAACAGGCUGCUGUCCGCAAGCCUAGGGAGCCCGGUGGGAAGUCGCGCCGGUCUCCCCAGGCUUGCGGAUAUCUACCCGAAGUCGCGCAGCUCUCCCACGGCUUGCGGAGAGCUGCGCGAAGCUCGAAGGCUGGGGCGCGCUGAGCUCAGCGCACCCCAGGCUUCAGGAUGCAGGCAGCUCUCCGCAAGCCGUGGGAGAGCUGCACGAAGCCCGAAGCCUGCAGGCAGCUCUCCACAAGCUGUGGGAGAGCUGCGCGACUUCGCACCGGGCUCCCAGGGCUUGCGGAUAGCUUCCUGAAGCCUGGAGAGCGAGAGGGGUUGGUGCGCACCGACCCCUCUCGCUCUCCUGGCUUCAGCGAAAGCCUGCAUUCGCCCCAUAGGACGCACACACAUUUCCCCUUCAUUUUUGGAAGGGAAAAAGUGCGUCCUAUAGGGCGAAAAAUACGGUAGGUGGUAGCAAUGAGGAAGAGGAGCAGCCCGAACAGCUGGUGAAAAUGGCAGUGAAGGUACAGACUCCUAGAUGGAGGGUGUCUUUCCCAAAGAGUCUCCAAAGCCUGGAGUUGGCGCUCUGCUUGUCUUUCUUUAAACUUUUGAGGGUGAGAAAUAUCUCUGCCAGGCUGAAGGCCCCAUCUGCACUAUACAUUUAUAGCGGUAUCAUACCACUUUAAACAGUACUGUGCCCGCCCCCCCGAAUAAUGGGAACUGUAGUUUUUCCAGUGUGCAGAGAAUUGUUGGUAGACUCACAUUAUCUUCACAGAGCUACAGUUCCCAAAGUUAUCUGGGAAAGAGGGAUUGAUUGCUAAACCACUCUAGGAAUUGUAGCUCCGAGAGGGGAUUAGGGGGUCUCCUAGGAAUUCUUCACACUUAACAAACUACACUUCCCAGGAAGCCAUGACUGUUUAAAGUUCCAUGAUAUUGCUUUAAAUGUACAGUGCAGAUGGAUUAGGUGAGAAUUUUGAAUAAUCCACUUCUCUUAAGGACUCCAGCCUAGACACAAUUUUAACAAGACUUGUAGGGCAGUAAGAUGUUGUGACUUUGUGCCUUUCCAGGGAGCCUUCCACCCUACCACCCAUGUGUACACUGCCAGAGAUGUGAAGACAGUGAUUGAGUAUGCCCGGCUGCGUGGGAUCAGGGUGAUUUCCGAAUUUGACACUCCUGGCCAUACUCUCUCGUGGGGUCCAGGUAAGAGCUGGGCUGCAGCGACCAGCUGAAUGGCGUACUUAGUGGUUCCUGGAGCCAAUGUAUAUUCUGAGUCUAGAGUUAGGAUCUGAACACAAACGAAAACCACCUGGCUGAAAGGUGUGUGCUAGAUGUGUAGCUGUUUGAACCAGGUGCUUAUAUGACUCUUUCAGUGUGUAAAUCUAAUGUAUUUAACAUUAUAUGUAACAUCUAAUUCCUUAAAAUCAGCACUGGCACACCAUAGGGCUGUGUGCUAAGUCCCUACCUGUAUUCAUUGUAUACAUACGAUUGUGUAUCAUCUGACCCGUCUACUGCAAUUAUUAAGUUUGCAGAUGACACCACCAUAAUGAGUUUAAUAACAGGUGGAGAUGAAUCAGUGUAAAGAGGGUAGGUCCAAAAAAUAUCUACAUAGGGAACAACUUGCACCUUAAUAUCAGCAAGACAAAGGAGAUGGUGUUGGACUUUCAGAGGAAGAGAGGAGACCUUAGAGACCAACUACGUUUGUUCUGGGUACUGUAUAAGCUUUCGUGUGCAUGCACACUUCUUCUGAUAUAUAGACAUGGUUAGGAUUGGGCUGUUAGUAAAUUGUAACUUUCUGCAUGCUAUUCUUAGCUUUAUAAGUCUUUCCAUUGGGUCCCUUUUGGCAAAGGGCCACCCAUGCAGAGCUUGCUUUUUUCUUUUGUCCACUGCUCCAUGUGUUUAAGCAGACUCCUCCCACCUCAAUCCCACUCCUGCUUUUGUUUUUGUUUUUUCUCAUCUUAGGCAUCCCAGGCUUAUUGACUCCCUGCUAUGCGGGCCCAAAUCCCUCCGGAAGCUACGGGCCAGUCAACCCCAUCCUCAAUACAACUUACGAGUUCAUGGCCAAGUUUUUUGCCGAAGUCAGUUCUGUGUUUCCAGACUUCUACAUUCACCUGGGAGGAGAUGAGGUUGACUUCACAUGCUGGCAAGUCUUGAUUUCUUGGAGGGAUCUGGAGUGGGAGUGACAGGGAGGUGGGGGAGAAGCUGGCUAGUUUCAGUGACCUGUGUCUUCUGGGAUAAUAGUUUUGUUGUACAUGUACAGCUUUCUUGCUGUGAACCAUAAGUGUUUCUUCUCUUCUCUCCUCUCUCUCUCUUUCUCUCUCACAGUUUUCUUGGGAGAUGUUGUGAAUCUUUCAAAAACUCCUCCACCCAUCAUCAGAAUUGCUGAAACUCUGUUUGGUCCUCCCUUUCUGACUUCCCUAUCCCAUAAAAUUGACUAGAUAAAUGCAUCCAUGCAAGCAACAAAUCAAUGACUCAUAUUUUUAAUAUGUAAUUGGCUGAUUGUGUUACGCCAAAAGAACAAGAGGUCAUAAAACAAGCACAAUAUAUUUACAUGCCCAUCAGAUACAGUCUCCCUUUCCAUCUCUGUUACUUUCCAUCAGACUACAUAUCCGGAGCAUUUUAAUUAUAGAUAUCCACAAGAAAGGCAGAUUUUCCUGACCAGUAGGCAUGCUCUGCCCAUUGUUUUCAGGUUUCUUCCUGUCAUCUGGAGUGGCUAGGAUCAUAGAGAUAUAUAGUUGGAAGGGACCCCAAGUGUCAUCCAAUCCAACCCCCGGCAAUGCAGGAAUCUCAACGAAAGCAUCCAUGACAGGUGGCCACCCAACCUCUGCUUAGAAAUCUCCAAGAAAGGAGAGUCCACAACCUCCUAAGGGAGUCCGUUCCACUGUCAAACAGCUCAUACUGUCAGAAAGUUCUUCCUGAUGUUUCAUCAGAAACUCCUUUCUUGUAACUUGAAGCUGUUGUUUCGGGUCCUACCCUCUGGAGCAAAUCAUGCUUGCUUUAAAAAGAAUUCAAAAUCAAAAGGGAUUCUGCUAAAAGAAAGGGAGGAUUCCACUUUGUAUACUGCAGUUCACUGUGAUUACGUAAUAAAUCACCCGAUGUGUGCAGGAUGAGAGGCUCGCUCUUGUUUUUAUUUUUGUUGACCCUCGGAGAAAGCCAUUCAGAGUCUUUGGUGGGUGCUGCCUGUUCUGUGGUUCUAAUCUGGCUCCUCUCCUUCCCAUGCAGGAAGUCCAAUCCAGAUGUCCAGGCGUUUAUGCAGAAGAUGGGGUUUGGUGAAGACUAUACCAAGCUGGAAUCAUUCUACAUCCAGAGGUAAGGACCGUUGCUCUCAGUUGCUCAGGGGCUUUCACAGAGCAGAAGCUGUAGGGACUGCUGCCAGAUGUUGGAAGAUCACCCCAGUCUUCCAGGUGAUGCUUCUUGUACAGGUGCAUUCCUCUGCUUUUGGCCUCCCCAGGGAAACGUAAAUAAAAAAAUACUUUAUCAAAACUCUGAUCUCCCAUCACCUCUCCAAAUCUCAAGAUAUUUACCUAAAGUCCUUUUUGGUUUUGCCCCUUUCUUGAACUGUUUGGAGAACUGAUCCAAGUUAGGUUGCAAUUCUAUACACUCUUAUCUGGAAGUAAGCCCCACUGAAGUCAGUGGGACCUACUUCUGAGUAGCUGGGAUUGGCUAGUAUCACUUGAGCCUCUUCUUUUUCCCUCCCCCAGUUGCUUUGGCUUUCGGCACAGUCCCUGUAAUGUAACCCCCACAUAAGUUGUGGGCUUACUGUGUGGUUCUCCAAUUUGUUCAGAUAAGAAACUAUGGUUACCACUUUUAGAACAAACCAUGGUUUGAAGUUAAUAGCCUGACAUUUUCCAAAGCUGGUGAUUACAGUUUUUCAGUUGGACCAGGUGGGCAACUCAAUUAAUUGCAGCUCGUGCAAAAUAAGGAGCAAAGGUGCUUUGUUGACUCAUUCAUAUCUUGGUUUAUUAAGCUAAGAUAUGACUAUCCAAGCCAGCUUUUUGAGUUGGGAGUGCAAAUGAAGGAACACAGGAAGGUGCCUUAUCCUGGGCCAGUGUUCCGUUGAGCGUCCGUCAAGGCUGCGAACAGCGGCACUGUUGUGGCGUCCAGUCCGCUUCCACUGGGCCAAUCUGCUUCUCCCAGUUAGAGCAGAGUAUCUUGAGCAGCGGUGUGCCUGUGCGGAAGGAAUCUCAGCCAUGCAGUGAAACUCUCGUACAACAGCUGCUUCUAUUCUACAAAGCUUUAUUGUACAGCAGCAAAACAACAAAUCAGCCAGGAGAGAGCAGAGACAUGAUGCUUCUCCUAUCACAGCCAAAACAGAAAGUAAAAACGUUAACAUCACAAAGUACAAUACCCGUAUGCAAACACCCCCCCAGUGACAGGACAUCAUUCCCCUUGAGCUGUUAACUCUGUAAGCUCUGGGUAUCCCCCCAGUCAGACCAUUGGUCCAUCUAGCUCAGUGCUGUCUUACACUGACUGGCAGCAGCUCUCCAGGUUUUCAGAGAAGAACCAUUCAUCGCCCUACCUGCAGAAGCUGAGGACCUUCUGCAUGCAAAACAGAUGCUCUAGCACUGAGCUAUGGCCUGUGCAGGUACUUUGCCUGGAAUAUAGGCAAAGUAGGAAUAAAUGGGGGAAGGAUGGGAAACACCUCCUUUUUUCAGUAGUUGUUUCUCUUUACUCCAGGCUGCUGGAUAUAGUCUCUUCCUACAACAAAGGCUACGCGGUAUGGCAGGAAGUUUUUGAUAACGGAGUGAAGGUGAGAAGGCCUCUAGGUGAAUUUCCAGGUGCUGUGUCCUAUUCACAACUUUCUCUCCCCUCCACCAACCAAUAUAUGGAUCUGCUUCUUGCAUGGUUUAGCAGAAAUUCUUCUUCCUCCCCUCGCCCCCCCUCGCCUUCUCUUUUAUGUGGACAGCUGGGCAAAAGUCGUGGUAGCGGAGCAAUUACAUGUAGGAAGAACGUUUGCGUCCUGUGGAUCCCUCUGCCCCUCUCCCCACCAAAUGCUGCUGAGCAGGAGUGUCGUUGAAUUUGCAACCUUCCCAUAUACAGUGGUGCCUCUGGUUGCGAGCGGGAUCCAUUCCGGAGCCCCUUUCGCAACAUGAGCAGAACGCAACCCACGUCUGCGUGUUAGCGGGUCGCGAUUUGCCGCUUCUGCGCAUGAGCAUGCAGCAAAACCCAGAAGUAACCCUUUCCGGUACUUCUGGGUUGCUGUGGGGCGUAUCCUGAAAGAACGUAACAUGAAGCGAAUGUAACAAGAGGUAUGACUGUAUUCCUUCUCUAGGCAAAGUACCUGAAAGGGCCGCAGCUCAAUGGUAGAGCAUCUGAUUUGCAUGCAGAAGGUCCCAAGUUCUAUCCUCAGCAUCUACAGGUGGGAAUGGAUGUACCAUAUUUUUCGCUCUAUAGGACGCACCCAACCAUAGGACACACCUUGUUUUAGAGGAGGAGAACAAGAAAAAAAAAAUUCUCUCCCUCUGCCCAGCGCCCCUUUAGCAAAGCAGCAGGAGAAAUGGAGCCCCUUCCAUUUCUCCUCCCGCUGUGGCUAUCCAUGAAGCCAGGAGAGUCUAGCUCUCCUGGCUUCAGUGAAAGCAACGCAAAGCCAUGGAGCCUGCAUUUGCUCCAUAAGAAGCACACACAUUUCCCCUUAAUUUUUGGAGGGGAAAAAGUGUGUCUUAUAGAGUGAAAAAUACAGUAGCUUGGAGGGGUGUGUGGCCUGGGGAGAGUCCCAAGGGCAAGGUAGAGGAGCCUGGAGGGCUGCAUUUGACCCCUGGAUCAGAGGUUCCUUACCCCUGGGCUGGGUCAAGGUCGCAAUUACGUUUCUGAGAGGCCAGAAUAAGAGCCAUUUCUUCAUUGGCACAUCCCCACCGUGGUUGCACCAAGCCUGGGCUUCUUGCUGGACUGCUGUAUCAAAGCUCAUCACUUAGGGAUGAAUGCAUCUUUCAUCACCUACAAGUCUCAUCCUAGCCCUGCUGCCUGGGACCAAUGGCACCUAGAGGGGCACCGAUUCCUUAACCCAGGGCCUGCAUGAGUUGGCAGCCAGUGGAGCUGAGAGAAUAUCACAAAAAGUGUGCUUGAUCUCAUGCGCCGCUUGGCUCUUUCUAGCUGCUACUCAUCUGCAAUGCUGCUUCUCUGCCUCCCCUCUCCCAAAGCCGCUUUGCGUUUCUGACCCACCUUUUGUUCUCUUUAAGCACUAAGCUGUUCUGAUCUUUCUCUAAAGAGGAAUAGGUUGCCACUGUCUGUCCCGUUCAGGCUGUUCCUGUAUUACAGGAGUGCCUGGAACAUUGAGCUUUGCAUGUAGCCUAUGUGUGUUUGGUCCCUUUGGCUCCCCUUCUUCUUGUUUUGUGUUCUCAUUUUGUAUUUUUCUGUGGUGAACUGCCCUGGGAUCUCUGGAUGAAGGACAGCAUACAAAUAUUAAUAUUAGGAAUAUUAGUAAUACAGUGGUACCGCUGGAUGCAAACAGGAUCCAUUCCGGAGCCCCAUCCGCAUCCUGAAGCAAACGUAACACACGACUGCACAGGUCGUGUUUCGCCCUUUCCGCGCAUGUGUAUGACGUAAUUUUGAGCGUCUGCGCAUGCGCGAGCAGUGAAACCCGGAAGUAACGUGUUCCGUUACUUCCGGGUCACCGCGAAGCGCAACCAGAAAAUGCUCAACCUGAACCGUAUUCAUCCCGAGGUAUGACUGUAAUAAUAAUAAUAAUAAUAAUUCAUACAUCUGAGCCAAUCAAUGCAUGCAUAUCAAUCACAUGGUACGUCUGAUUAAGCACAUGCUACACAUCUGAUGAAUGGUGAUCCUGGGGUGUCCCAGGGUGUGCGAGAGUGUUGGGGUGCGGAUUUAGUCAGGAUAACAGUGGUGGGGAAAGCGUUAUCCCCUCUCUGGUUUCCUUAUUUUUUUUCUAAUUUAUUACUAUUAUCAAUUUAAUUUAUGCAUUGCUUCCCAUGGAACAUGCCAAAGUGAUUUACGAUACAAUAAAAAAACAUGCAUAAAACACAAAAAAAUAAAAAAUUGUCCAUUAGCACCUAUAUACUAAGUUUGUUCUGGUAUAAGCUUUUGUGUGCAUACACACUUCUUCAGAUACUGAGGUUGAUGGACUUCCAUUUCAUGCAGCUCAAUGUGGUGCCUUCCAUGAUUCUAGAUUCAAGUAGGUAGCUGUGUUGGUCUGACGCAGUCGAAGUAAAAAUUAAAAAUUGUCCAGUAGCACCUUAUAGACCAACUAAAUUUGUUCUGGUAAUAAGCUUUUGUGUGCGCACACACUUCUUCAGAUACCACAUAUAUAAAAUAUAUAUAAAUAUAUCAGAGACAUAUAACAGUUGCAGGUAUAAAAAGCGGUCGAAACCAUUGCAUAUAAAAAGCAAUAAGAACGAAAGCAACUCUGCAGGUUGGAACAACAACAGCACCUGCUUAUAAAUUCAGUUCAAGUCCGGUGCAGAUAGCAGCUGGGAUAAAGAUCUCCAUUUAGAAUGGCUGUAAUUCACGUGGCGUCACUGUUGCGGCUUCCCAUGAUUCCACGGCCGCCCUGCUGUCUUAACUGAACGCAGGGCCCUUCUCUGGUCUCUGACGUGCUUCCCUUCCUGCUUCUCUUUUGGACAGGUGAAGCCUGAUACCCUAAUACACGUGUGGAGAGAGAACGCGGGGACAUACCAAGCAGAGAUGGCUCGCGUCACCAAAGCCGGCUACCGGGCUCUUCUCUCUGCCCCCUGGUAUCUUAACCACAUCUCUUAUGGACAGGAUUGGAUGGCGGUUCACCAGGUGGAGCCAUUGGCAUUUGAAGGUACGUUCUUGGUGUUGGCUUUCCUGCUAUCUUGGGUGCUGUGAGGCAGAGAGGUUGUGAGUCACCAGGCCCGCCCGCAGGGUGUCAGCCCUUGCGUGUGAAGCCCUAAAUGGCUUGUGACCCAACCACCUAAGAGCGCUUCCCUGAGUCUUGACCCCCUCAGGCCCUACGAUUGGCAGGGGAGGCCCUGCUAGUGGUGGCACCACUGGGUGUUGCCUUGUUGGCACAGAACAGGGGCAGGGCCUUCUUGGUGGUGGCUCCCCAUUUGUGGAAUGCCCUCCCUCAUGUGGUGCGUCUCUCUCAUCAUCAGGGGUAGUUAAAGGUAUUCUGGUUCACCCAGGCAAUUUAUUAAAGAUUUUAUUAAUUUACAAAAGUGUGUGCAAUGUCUCUCUCUCGUAUUUUUCCCCCCGUGUAACAUUUUUACAAAUCAGUUUCAUUUGUUGAGACAUUUGGAAGAAAAGGGAGAAAGAGUUGGAGGAGGGGAAGAUGUGGGGGGGUGCGGUCGGGUGGCGACGUUUCUAUUUUACUUACUAUAUGUGGGGUUUGGUGUCAGCGUUGCUUGUGCAGGUUCUCUGCUGUUCACUUGUGUUCCUUUGGUGGUGAGAGAGGUUGGGGUUGGCCUGGGGUAUGGCUGUUCAUUUGGGGUUGGCUGUGGUGGUCUUUGUUUUCAUGUGUGAGUGGGGUGGGUGGGAGGUUCACCCAGGCAAUUGAAAUUAAUGGUUGUGAGGGUAUGUGACUGUUUUUAGAUGUUGUUAAUGUUUUAGAUGUUAUUGUUUUAAAUACAUUUUUUUGAAGAAUACAUCUUGUUGGCAGGCAGCCCAGAACAGAAGAAGCUGGUGAUUGGAGGAGAGGCCUGCAUGUGGGGUGAAUAUGUGGAUGUGACAAACUUAACCCCAAGACUCUGGUAAGAUCAGCGGUCACUAAACCAGGCACACCUUGUCUUGUAGGGGCACAUUUUCUGAUGGAGGUCCUCUUGCGCUCAUUUGCCUGGUUGGAAUGUGUCCUUGACGCCUCUGGCUUCCCAGGAGGAGAGAGGGGCGGCCAGGUUUGCUGAUGAUACUAAGUUGGUUCAGAGUUGUUAAAAUACAAAAAAAAAGAGGUAGCGACAAGAUGCAAAAGGACGUUUGGGCAUUAAAAUGGCAAAUGUAAUUCAGUGUAAACAAGUGUAAGGUAAUUUAGUGCAAUUUAGUCCCUGCAGAGGAUUUUUUCCAUUUGCUCUUAAUACGUGUAGAGGAGAUUCUGCUCUUCCCAUUAUAUCUUGUCUGCCUAUUUCUAUUUCUAUUUUACUUCCGGAUUGUGUUGGCCUUUAGCUUUAAGGCUUAAAUGCCGUGAUUGCAAUGGAGGAGGCGGCCUCCUUCCCGCUACCAGAUCCAUCGUUGUGUUUGCUGGAUUGAUUUCUGUCCUGGACACGGAAUGAAGAAGCAAAUAGUGACAAUUUCCGCUCCUGUUUCCGUUUUGUCAGAAUUCUCAUGUUCCAAGCAAGCAUGCCAUUCCUUAAGCUUAAGCCAGGAGCCUCUUUCGCCAGGUUUCAGUGCUUGCUCCUCAGCUGUGACUUAUUUUCACCAGCCCUGUCAUAGUUUCUGACGUGAGGGCUGUGCUGUUUUAUUUCCUCAAGGCCUAGAGCUGGGGCUGUAGCCGAGAGACUCUGGAGCAACGCGACGGUCCGAGACCUGCAGGAUGCAUAUAGGAGGCUGGGAGACUUCCGGUGCACCCUCCUCAGGUAAAACUCUCUGCUGAGCCCUCUGGGAAGCUUUGUUUGUACCUGUGGCUCUCAAGAGCGAACGUGCAACGUGACCGUUGCAUUAGCCAUGGAGAGUGAAAAGGGCCAGACGAACUUGUGAGCUGUAGCUGGAUAUACAAAGGCCUUUGUGCUUGAUGUCCUGAGAUUUCCAUGCACCUCAGGCAGCAAUCCUGUAUGCUGGGGUGGGGAACUGGAUCUGGCCAUCUGUCAAUCACCGGCUGUGACACCAGGCGACCUACUUUGGUCCCUGCACUGUUUGAAAUCAAACCGUGUGGGUAAAAGCACAGUACAUUGCAAACCUUAGCAACCAGCUGAUUGUCAACGCUUGCAGAACAUAGAUCAGUGGUGCCAGCAAACCUGCUUUUGGCUAAGCCCCACCUGUAACUGCCUUGCUCCUCGUAUUUUAUGCCAGGUGCAGGGCAGGUGGGCAUAGCUUGGCCGAUAAGGUUGAUGCAGUCUUGUGUGCCAGUUAGUGAGACCAGGCAGGCCUUGUUAAGCUGCUGUCCAUGCUUGACUGGGAAUGAUAGAAUUACAGAGUUGGAAGGGACCUGAGGAUCCUCUAGUCCAGGGGUCGGCAACCUAAGGCCCGUGGGCCACAAGCAGCCCACGGGGGUCAUUUAACCGGCCCCCAAGCUGCCCCCGAACCGAGCCACCCUCUCAGUGAGUCCCCAUGCACUGCACUAAACCAGUACAGCACAGCAUGGGGACUCGCUUCCACGUCGCUGGAAAUUGAAUCUGCGCAUGCGCAGACACCGAAAAUCACAUCUGCGCAGACGCCAAAAAUCACGUCUGCACAGACACAUGCUGGAAAUCCAGCCCACAGAGGGAUCUCUGCUGGAGUGAACCGGCCCAGGUGAGGUAAACCUUGGCGACCCCUGCUCUAGUCCAACCCCUGCAAUGCAGGAAUAUGCAGCUGUCCCAUACAGGGAUCGAACCCACAACCUUGGCGUUAUUAGCACCAACUGAGCUAUCCAAACUUAAAAAUGGGAAACGUAAUGCAGGUGGUCAACAAAAGACUUUCUCAAGGCAAAUCUUUAAAAAUGUAGUAGAAACACCGACAACUGGGAAACACUGGCCUGCGAACGCUCCAGUUGGAGAACAGCCUUUACCAAAGGUGUCAUGGGCUUUGAAGAUGCUUGAACUCGGGACGCAAGGGAGAAACGUGCUAAGAGGAAGGCACUCUUGGCAAACCCUCACUGUGAUCAACUCCCAUCCGGAAACCUAUGUCACUGUGGAAGGACGUGUGGAUCCAGAAUUGGCCUCCACAGUCACUUACAGACUCACCGUUAAGACCAUGUUCAUGGAAAACAAUCUUACUCAGCUACGAGGGAUCGCCAAAGAAGAAGAAGCAGCUCUAACCAACUGAGCUACCCAGGGAGUAAGUCCCAUUCAUUUAAGUGGGACUUACUUCUGAGCAAGCAGGCAUAGUGCAGUGUUACCAUGGUUCCCGAACUCUCUUUGCACAGUGAAAGAAAAGUAAGAGAUUUGCUAGAACAGAGCAAAGGCUCACAUAAUCAGUUUCCAGCUAAUUGCCUCCGGGAAGCCCACAAUAUCAUUCAAUAUUUGGACAUGUAGGCUCAAUUUAUUUAUCAGCCGCAACUAAUAAGAACAUAAGAGCAGAUAAGAAAUUGCAAGAGGGGAGAGUGGCUCCUUUGCUCGGGUCCUGCUCGCAGGUUUCCCACAGGUAUCUGGGAAUGUUGUGCUUUCUGACAGCGGCCAACGAGAUGCUUCUAGGAAGCCCCCAAGCUAGGGCGUGGAAGCUCCUUGCUCCCAUGUCGAUUGGUUUUCAGAGUGGGCUGCCUCUGAACUUUCCCCCUCUUAACGCAAGCAGCUGUCAGUUGCUAAAAGGAGAUCUCCAUGUACCAAGGAAUGGCUGCUGUUAGUUUAGAGCAGUUGUGGCUCUGCAGUUUUGGCUGGACUCCUGAUCCCAUCUUCCCUGGUCCUUGGCUAUUCUGGCCAGGAGCUGAUGGGACCAGGAGUCCAACAACAUCGGAGGAGCCCCAGUCCUUCCCACCCUUGCUUAUUAGAGACUGGAGCAAUAAAAGAUAGACAAAAUUAAAGCUCAGUUGGUUAGAGCGUGGUGCUGAUAACAUUAAGGUUGCAGGUUCAAUCCCCAUAAGGGACAGCUGCAUAUUCCUUCUGCAUUGCAGGGGGUUGGACUAGAUGACCCUUGGGUCCCUUUCAGCUUUACAGUUCUGUGAUUCAGUGACUCACCAGAAUCCAAGUAAGUCAUGUUUUCCAGCACAUGUUCUCAGAAUUCCCUGGUCUCUCUGUGGAUUGACAGAUGAUUUAAAAAAGGCUUGGGGGUGUCUUCAGAACGCUGUUAGUAUGCAGUAUGCGGAUGUGUGUUUUAAUUUCUUUUUUCACAGUGUUGAUUGCAUUUGUCUUUUGAAUGUUCUUCGAUCUCUUUUGACGCUUAUGGAUCAUUUUAAAUGUUUUUGAUUUUUUGGUAAACUGCUUAGAAGCUAUAUGUAAAUAUUGUGAAAUAAAAAAAAACAAAAGCACAUCUUCAUUGAGCAUAUUUAUUUUUUGUUUUGUUUGUAAAGCAGUGUGAUCUUCCAUUGAUAUGCUUUUUCUUCUCCUUUGUUGCAGGCGAGGAAUCCGGGCAGAGCCACUGUUUACAGGAUACUGUGACUAUGAAUACAAUGCCUUUUGACCCUCGUCCUGUUCUCUGCCAUAUCAGUAUGACCACUGUAGGCAUGGAGCGGGUAGCACUGAUUUAGUACUAUUUUCAAUAAAAAGUUUCAAUUUUUCGUCAAAGGGAAAUCAAUCCACUAUUGAUCUUGGGUCUUAGCAAAAAAGCCACACCAUUUAAAAUAAGAAUGAUAAUAAAAAUCAGUUAAACAAA
This is a messenger RNA of Podarcis lilfordi (Lilford's wall lizard), 20756 nucleotides long. The record is from the annotation of a GenBank genome assembly. NCBI's taxonomy places the organism in Eukaryota, Metazoa, Chordata, Lepidosauria, Squamata, Lacertidae.